Ceutorhynchus assimilis (cabbage seed weevil) is the source of this 1155-nucleotide messenger RNA. NCBI's taxonomy places the organism in Eukaryota, Metazoa, Arthropoda, Insecta, Coleoptera, Curculionidae. The record is from the annotation of a GenBank genome assembly.
CAAAUUUGAAAAAGGUUCAAUAAAAUUCCACCCAAACCCUGCAAAACCCUCGAAUUUGCCAAAGAAUGAGCAAAAGGAAAGCCCCAAGUAGUGAAUCGAACCCAAAUCAUGAUUUUUGUGAGUUUUUAACAGAGUUAGCAGAGUAUGAGAAAAACAUAAACAGAAACAUCCACAAAUACAAUGCUUACCGAAAAGCAGCUGCAACACUUGCUGCGCACCCUACCAGAGUUAAGUCGGGGGCUGAAGCUAAAAAAUUGCCUGGUGUUGGAGAUAAAAUUUCUAAAAAAAUUGAUGAAUUUUUACAAACUGGGAAACUACAAAAACUUGAAAAAAUCCACAACGAUGACACUAGUCAAGCAAUUAAUUUGCUAGCUAGAGUCACAGGCAUUGGUCCAGCAAAAGCUCAAAAAUUAGUCCAGGAAGGUAUAACCACUUUGGAAGAUUUAAGGAAACACCAGGACAAACUAACCCAUCAUCAAAUUAUUGGGCUUAAGUAUUUUGAUGAUUUUGAAAAGAAAAUCCCUAGAAAAGAGAUUGAGAACAUCGAAAAAAUUAUCAGGCAAGAGAUCAAAGAUUUAGAUUCAAAAUAUGAAGUCACUAUUUGUGGAAGCUAUAGGAGAGGCAAGAAAGAGAGUGGAGAUAUAGACACCUUAGUCACACAUCCCGACUAUACAAGCCAGGAAAUUAAAAAGGGAAAUAAAGAUUUGAUACUGAAACAUAUUGUGGAAAAAUUGGAAAAUUGUGGUUUGGUUACUGAGACAUUAUCUUUGGGCGAUACCAAAUUUAUGGGCGCUUGUCGAUUAAAUUCUGACCUACCAACGAGAAGAUUAGACAUAAGAUUUCAACCAUAUGACCAAUACUAUUGUAGUAUUUUAUAUUUCACCGGAUCAGAUAUGUUUAAUAAGAGGAUGAGAGCACAUGCUUUGGAGCAAGGAUUUACUUUGAACGAGUAUAUGCUCAGGCCAGUAGGAAGUACAGGAGUUCCUGGUGAGGCCGUGGAGAUAAGUUCUGAGGAAGACAUAUUUGAUUUUAUUGAUUUUCCUUAUAAGAAACCUGAAGACAGAAAUGAAUAAUAUAUGAUACAAAGUAUAAGAUUAAUAUUGGUAUUCUGUAUAGUUAAAUUAUUGUUAAUAUAGAGUUGUCGAUUGUCCAGAA